Hemiscyllium ocellatum (epaulette shark) is the source of this 4755-nucleotide messenger RNA. RefSeq names its product lysine methyltransferase 5B (gene kmt5b). Bases 1331 to 3877 code for a protein of 848 amino acids. The transcript has 9 exons. Lineage: Eukaryota; Metazoa; Chordata; Chondrichthyes; Orectolobiformes; Hemiscylliidae. Gene Ontology annotation, cellular component: nucleus. The record is from RefSeq and is a predicted model, not a curated record. Gene Ontology annotation, molecular function: protein binding; histone H4K20 methyltransferase activity.
GUGAUUUAAGGCAGUUGACUAUAUAAAUUUUCAGCUUCCCUCCUAAUACCAAGUGGAUUUUACAAGCAUAACUAACAGCUACUAGAUUAUGUCGUCAUCGCCUCCAUACAUUGCAGCUAGCAUGACCACUGCCCAUGGCAACCGAGCUAGGAGUGAUGUCUGCAGUCUUUUUGUGGACGAAAUCCCAUCUUUUCAGAGCAUACCUUUCAAUGUGUGACAUCACCAACUUGGUAAAUGGAAUGGAUUCAAAACACAUCUAACAGCUCAAAACUGAGCAUUCAUGAGGUGCUGUGGACCAACAGAAGCAGGAGAAUUAUUCAACCGCAAACUAUCACAUCAGAGCUGGGGUCUGCAUCCCACACUACUCUCUUGCCAUCGAACCUAGGGACAACUGUGCUUCAAUGAAAAGUAUGGCAGGAGGCCAUACCAGGAACAACAUCAGAUGGUAACAUAAGAGGUAUCAACUAGUGAAGCUACAACAAAGGACUAUUUGUAAGCCAAACAGCAGCAGCACCAACAUGUGACAGACGGAGCUAGGUAAUGUCACAGCCAAUGGAUCAAAUCAAAAUUCUAGAGUUCGUUCAUAUCCAAUUGUGACUAAUGGACAGUGAAAACAACUGACUGGAGGAGGUGGAUGCACAACUGUGUUCCCUCAACGUUGGGAAAGAUAACACAAAAGGCUAUGCUGAAGCAUUCUCAGAGUGAAUGAUCAAUUUUGGCAUCUUCCUGAGGUCCCCAUCAUUACUAAUAAUUUGAUUUAUUCCAUGUGAUAUCAAGAAUCCGCAGGGGGCCCUGAAUAUUUGGAAGGCCAUGGCCAGCAUCUUGACAAUUGAACACAAGUUUCAUCUUUCGGCUGUCUCACCAAGUUGGCCCAGUGCAUCUGCAACAUCAGCAUCUCCCCAACAAUAUGAAAAUUGCCCAGGUAUUGCUUUCCAUAAAAUCUGUCAGCUGUUACCCAUGAGUCGUGCACAUGAUCAACAGAAAAGCGUUGGAUGGUGUCAGCAACUGUACUAUCGAGCAGUACUUGAUCAAAGGAAUCCUCACCUUGAGAACCACCAAUACUACUCUGCUUCUGAUCUCAUUAUGACCUUGGUUCAAAAAUGGACAGAUGAGACGAGAGUUACGGCUUGCUUGAUGGUAUGGAGUUAAAGACCCUGUGCAAAAUUGGGUGAAGCAGCAAUGAGUGAAAACUUGCCACUAGUUGGAAAUUAGUUUUGGUUGUUGGAGGUUCAUCAACUGAGUCCAAGGUCAACACUAGAAGUCAGACUAGUGUCAGAUUCCAGUCAUCUGAUUUAUUAAUGAUUUGCCUUCAAUUGUCUGAUUCAAAGGCAUGAUGGGUUUUGAGGGUCAUGGCUCUCGAUACGUACCUUCCACUGGAAUGACAGCCAAAGAGCUGUGUGAAAAUGAUGAUCUAGCAACAAGCUUAGUCCUUGAUCCUUACCUGGGUUUCCAGACACACAAAAUGAACACCAGGUAUGUCAGAUUUCGACCCAUAAAAGGAAGACAGGAAGACCUCAAAGAAGUAAUAGAAGAUUUCAAGAAGAAGGAGAAUCUGGAAAAAGCCUUCAAAGCAUUAACUACUGGAGAAUGGGCGCGACACUAUUUCCUCAACAAAAACAAAAGUCAAGAAAAGUUAUUUAAGGAGCAUGUUUUCAUUUAUCUGAGAAUGUUUGCAGCGGAAAGUGGAUUUGAACUUUUGCCUUGUAAUCGUUAUUCAUCGGAGAAAAAUGGAGCCAAGAUAGUUGCAACCAGGGAAUGGAAGAAGAAUGACAAGAUUGAGUUGUUGGUUGGCUGCAUUGCAGAGCUGUCAGAGAUGGAAGAAAACCUGCUUCUUCGACAUGGAGAAAAUGAUUUUAGUGUUAUGUUUUCUACAAGGAAGAACUGUGCACAGCUUUGGCUUGGACCUGCUGCGUUUAUUAACCACGACUGCAGGCCAAACUGUAAGUUUGUAUCAACUGGUCGGGAUACAGCUUGUGUGAAAGCAUUGAGAGAUAUUGAACCAGGGGAAGAAAUUUCCUGUUACUAUGGAGAUGGUUUCUUUGGGGAAAAUAAUGAAUUCUGUGAAUGUUACACUUGUGAAAGGCGUGGGCAGGGUGCAUUUCGAUCAAAACCUGGACUCCCUGAUCCUGUGCCAGUUAUAAAUAGCAAGUAUGGACUUCGCGAAACAGACAAGCGUUUGAACAGAUUGAAAAAGUUGGGUGAUAAUGGAAAGAAUUCUGAUAACCAAUCUGUGAGCUCAAACACUGAUGCAGAAAUUACUCAGGAAAAAGCUGCAACUAGAAAAUCUAUGAAUUUGAAAAAGGAUAGCAAAAGCAGGACAAGGCAAAAUCUACCCAGAACAUCAACUGCCUCUGGCUCUACCUCAUCCUCUUCAAAACUAUGUUCUGUAGGUAAUUCCAAGGUACCAAAGAAACUGAAAACCUCAAGGCCGGUUAGGUCAUUGGCCUCAAAAUCGAGGUUAAGAAGUGAAUCUAGAAGGUCAGAACAAAAGACCACUUUUAGAAAUCUUGAAAUGGACAAUUUCGUUCUCAAGGAACCUAAAGUAGUUCUUUAUAAGAAUUUGCCACUUGAAAAGGACAAAGAUUUGGAGGGGCCAGCAAAAGUUGAAAGUUCGGGUAAGUGUCUGACCAGGCAUUCUGUUCGAGAAAAUAAAAUGAAUUCUGUAAAAGAAUUGCAUAAACUUUCCCGCAUCAGAAACGGAGCAGUACCUUGUACUUACAUGACCCGUCGGGCAAAAAGAACAAAACUUGCCCUUAAGGAGUCCUUUGAUGUUGUUUCUUCAUUGGAGCUUGAACCAAAUACUGUGGACAGUGUAAAUCUUUGCGGCGAAGAAAGUGAACAUAUUGACUCCAUUCAACGUGUCUGUGAUGGUGCUCAUGUAAAUACAUUGAUCCAAGAAUCAUUAUCUGAUAAAGGGACGAAUUGUCAAAAUAAUGGCAUAUGUUUGAGCAGAAGGAGGUUACAACAUGGAAAACGAGAAAAAAUUCCUGCACAACUAGAUGAAUGUGAGCACGUGCUAUCUUGUUCUGUAAAACAGAAUAUAAAGGAUGAAUCUAUACCAGAAUUGAUAAGCCCUCCCCCAAUUCGCAAUCUUAAUGGGAAUGAUAAAGUCAAUUUAGUGGAUAUGACUGGUGUAUACAGAGACUAUAUUGGUUCAUCAAAUUGUGGCACUUCAGACUCUUUUAUGGUUUCUCACAAAACAAAAAGUUCAGAAUCUCAUAAAAUGAAAGAUUCCAGGACAACAGGUGAAAGAAACAGAAAAAAACGGCGAAUCACAAGAUAUGAUGCACAAUUGAUACUUGAAAACAGUACUGGGAUUCCCAAAUUGACUUUGCGCAGAAGACGUGACAGCAGUAGUAGUAAAACUAAUGACCAAGAAAUGGAUGGAAAGAAAUCCAAGAUUAGUAUCAAACUGAGCAAAGACCAUGAAAAUGACAAAAGUAACAAUUAUGUAGCAAAGCUCAGUAAUGGGUUUACCACAGGCUCAGGAAAUAGUUCUACAAAACUCAAAAUACAGCUGAAACGGGAGGAACAGAUUAAAGGAAUUAAGCGAUCACACUCCCUCAUGGAAGAUCUCUGUGAUAGUGGUGUGUGUUGUGAUGAUUCUGUUUUUGUGAGGGCAAAUGGAGAAGUGGAUGAACACAGACAACGCAGAUAUGAGGACGAUGAUGAGGAAGAUGAUUCAUCAUCUUCUUCAUCCUCAUCAUCGUCCUCUUCUUCCUCAUCAUCUGAGGAGGAUUAUGAUGAUGAAUUUGAAGAUGACUUUAUUCCACUUCCUCAGGCAAAAAGACUAAGACUGAUAGUUGGUAAAGACUCCAUAGAUAUAGAUAUCUCUUCAAGGAGAAGAGAAGAUCAGUCUUUAAGGCUUAAUGCAUAAAUCUUUUGGUUCUAUACUAACCACAGUGUACAGUACUUUCCAAUCAAUUCCAAGUUUGAAUGAACUUACUGUAAAUUUUGAUGGCACUUCUGUAUUCAUUAUCAACAUAAAUAUUGUAGAAUAUUGUACAUUAUAUUGACUCUUGAUUUUUUGCAGAUUUUUAUUGUACUAUUAAUAGCCUUACCAUGUGCAAUUGAGUUUUGGAGGGUGAUGACUCUCUGUGGUAGAAUUAAGGUAUAAAACAGAAUUGUUGUACAUAAAGACCAGGUUUUCUUUUCAUUUUUUUUCUCCUCUUGAGCCUCAAUAUUUUGAAACACAAUUAUGGUGGAUAUUUUAAUUUUUUUAAACUGAGCGUUAAUUUGCUCUCCAGUAUGAAUGAAGGUUAAAGAAUACGAUUGAUAGUGGCAGCAAGUACAAACAUUGGAUUUAUACUAGCUGUUCUUAUCACCAGCAAGGAAUUGCAGCUUUUAGGCUCGUUUGCUAGGUGUUUUUCCCCAGGUUAUGUCAGUUUUACACUGUAUGCUGUCCCAGAUGUACUGUUUGUGGCCUUUGUCAGUAGCCAGCUAUUGUUUGGAAGUUUAAAUAAAUGGAGUUGUUUAAAUAAAAUAAGUGUGAGCUAUUUGCUGACCUUGUAAAACAGAGCAAUGUGUGCAGGGUAUAAUACUUAUACUUUACAGCAUAAAAGUGUGAAUCUAGUUUAAUGGCACCUGUAUAUGUAAUAUACUCUGGCUGAAUGUACUCACCUUUGACUGUUAAUGAUGCAAAAUGAUAUUUGUAGGUAUCCUGGAAAAAAACUGGUCAUGUGUUUAUUUUUUAAAAAUACAUCUUUUUUGUAAUGAAUUGGUAUUAAAGUCAUAAAAUCUGAAUUUAAAUUUAAA